AUGUUAUUAGUCUUCGGAGAUAUUAUAGAUGUAUGUCAAUUGUGGAAUGAGAAUUUUAAUGCAAUAGCAGAGGAUUUUGCAUACGGAGAGAUUCCAAAAGAACAACUUCAAAUUCAGAAAGUUCUUCAAAACUUAAAUACAUUUUUGCAAAGACAUGCAAAGACUAUAUCUAAUUAUGACCUACUGGAAUUGUUGCCAGAAAUCAAUAUUAUAGAAUUCCCACAAACACUUCUAGAGGAGUUAUCUUAUAGUAUUAUCCCAGAGGAACUCACUAAGUCUAAUACAUUGAAUAGGACUCAACACAUAAUAUUUGAUAACAUAAUGGAUCUCAUAAGCAGGAAUGAAAGGGAAGUGCUAUUUGUAAAUAGUCCUGCCAGAAGUGGAAAGACUUAUUUAUAUAAUUGCCUCAUUGCCUAUAUAUGA
Molecule: messenger RNA, 423 nt
Organism: Acaulospora morrowiae
Lineage: Eukaryota; Fungi; Glomeromycota; Glomeromycetes; Diversisporales; Acaulosporaceae
Source: the annotation of a GenBank genome assembly